UCUUCCGUCUCCUAAAGUUCUAUUCUGGCGAAGUUGUUCUUUUUGUCUCGUCGGCUUAUAAGCUCAGCAAUGUCCAGGCCAAGAGUUUUUUUCGAUAUCACCAUCGGCGGAAAAGCUGCCGGACGAAUUGUGAUGGAGCUCAGAGCUGAUGUAGUCCCGAAGACUGCAGAGAACUUCCGUGCACUAUGCACUGGCGAGAAGGGAUUUGGCUACAAAGGGAGUAAAUUCCAUCGAAUCAUUACUGACUUUAUGUGCCAGGGGGGAGAUUUUACUCGUGGCAAUGGAACUGGUGGCAAAUCCAUUUAUGGUGAGAAGUUUGCUGAUGAGAACUUCACCUUAAAGCAUACCGGUAAAGGAAUCCUUUCCAUGGCAAAUGCUGGUCCCAACACCAAUGGAUCACAGUUCUUUAUUUGCACUUCUAAAACUACAUGGCUGGAUGGCAAACAUGUUGUGUUUGGAUCAGUUGUGGAAGGUAGCAGUAUCGUUGAGCAAAUGAAUGAUGUUGGUUCUGAUUCCGGCAAAACAUCAAAGCCUGUGGUUAUAGCAGACUGUGGGCAGUUGUAAUGAAACACUCCUUUUGAUCUGCUGAACAUGUAAACUGUAGAAUGGUAGAGAUCAGGAAAUAAAACUUAAAGUUGUUUUUGCUGUAUGUUAACCACAAA
Molecule: messenger RNA, 662 nt
Organism: Stylophora pistillata
Lineage: Eukaryota; Metazoa; Cnidaria; Anthozoa; Scleractinia; Pocilloporidae
Product: peptidyl-prolyl cis-trans isomerase
Biological process (GO): protein folding; protein peptidyl-prolyl isomerization
Cellular component (GO): cytoplasm
Molecular function (GO): cyclosporin A binding; peptidyl-prolyl cis-trans isomerase activity
Source: RefSeq, a predicted model, not a curated record